This is a messenger RNA of Neoarthrinium moseri, 531 nucleotides long. RefSeq lists its product as uncharacterized. The transcript has a single exon. The coding region runs from base 1 to 531 and encodes 176 amino acids. NCBI's taxonomy places the organism in Eukaryota, Fungi, Ascomycota, Sordariomycetes, Amphisphaeriales, Apiosporaceae. The record is from RefSeq and is a predicted model, not a curated record.
AUGGACACUACCAUGACGUCUCGAGGCCUGGACUACUAUCCCGAGUCACCCACUGCCCAUGCGGGCGACUUUGCCAUGCAGAAAUACCUACUCCUGCAGAGCCAACACGAGGAGCUGCGACAACACAUGCACGAACUGUGCCCCACGUAUUCGUGUUCAUCUUCGACGACGGUCACGUCGCCGUCGCUCUCGCCAACGCGAUCCUUCACAAUGAGCCCCUCGUCAAGCAGUCACACGUCGCCGUCGCGCAACCACCGCAGAUCGUCGGCGUCGCAACGCGGAGGACCGCGGACGUCGCCAAGCUCUCUGGAGCCGGUGCUGGACGAGGAGCUGGUGGGCGUCAUGGCGGCUGACGAGCUGAAGCUGUGUGACGUCAACGAGGGGAUCAAGCGGGCCUUGACGGAGCUUCUGAACAGCGACGCUGUGCGCAGGGACCGCACCAUGAGGACGUGGGUCCAGACAAGGCUGAUGGAUACGGAGCGCGAGCUCAGGACGGGGAGGCGCAGAAGGAGUAAUGGAAGCGCCGACUAG